AUGGAACAACCAGCUCAUCACGGACUCAACGCCGUGCAGAACCCUUCAAGGCGGCUGCUCUUCUUGAUCUGCCCGGGCGGCUAUAGUUUUGUCCAACAAUACCCAACCGUGCUCGCCCGCCUGGCCACCUGGGCCCGACUCGUCUGCGUGACUAGCGAAGCCGACUUCGUGAGUAAAUGGAACGUCUGGAUCAACGACCCGACGUACCGCGUGGCGGGCUUUGUCCUGGUCGAUGGCGCGGUUUUCCAGCCAAUGUGUCGAUCCUUGAUGCGGAGGCUGAUCGAGCUCCCGCGUUGCAUCAUCCCCUAUCAGCGCCCGCUCACCUCCUCUACGCCCGGCAACACUCGUCAGUACGACCAGACACCCAACCCGGACUUCCGCUACGCGGUGGCCCUGAACGCCGCCCUCUGGGCUGGCAGCCACCCCACCGCGUUCAACCACUGGCUGGCCGAGACCUGGCAUGUCCUGUGGGAGGUCAUGCCGGGCGUCAGCGCCGCGGCCGCGGAGUUCUCUCUGGGGCGGGUCGCGCGCGAGACCGGGGACCUGAUCGUCGACGCGUGGUUCGGGGGGGCCUUCGAGUCGCGGGCCGUGUUCGUGACGGGGCCCUCCGAAGACCCCAUCGACAUCUGGAACCGCGACUCGGUUUUGCAGACGUCCGAAGAUGUCCUCCUGCGGACCCGCGAGGAAGCCGACGCAGAGUAUCAAGCACGCAUGGCCGCGCCGCAGACAACGACCGGCCGGCCCGCGUGGGACAGCGGGGUCUUGUGCCCGGAUGUGGAGCCCAUCUACACCCGGAGCACCGACGAGACCCCGGUGACCUACCUCCUACGUCCGCUGCAACAGCCCCCGCGUCGUCGUCGUCGGCGAGAAGGAGGAAGAGAGCUCCCCCGCAUUCUGCAGGAGCACUGUGCGGCGACGCUCAACAUCAGCAUUCCCGUCGGGGCCUCGCAUAGGGCCGCCGUUGCAUUCAUCGGGGUCAUCGACGACAUUCCCGAGGUCGGAGGCCUGAUCCUUGAUGUCUGCAACGUCCACGACGGGGUGAUCCAAUGGGUCGCGCCCGAAUCCCCGGUGUCCGAACCCCCGGUGUCCGAAGCCAGAGACGAGCCACUCGUUGCGGAGCAUGAGAUCGUGUGGGAGGGGACUCCAGCAACCUUCUGA
This is a messenger RNA of Aspergillus japonicus CBS 114.51, 1158 nucleotides long. RefSeq lists its product as uncharacterized. Bases 1 to 1158 code for a protein of 385 amino acids. Lineage: Eukaryota; Fungi; Ascomycota; Eurotiomycetes; Eurotiales; Aspergillaceae. The transcript has a single exon. The record is from RefSeq and is a predicted model, not a curated record.